UCGGGUGGCCAACCCAACCCAACGAACGUAGACGCAAGCUCAUUUGCAUUGCGCGACGCCGAGUGUCGCUGUGGUGCGAGCGCAAAAAAGUAGUGCGCGCUUCAAACUUUUCUUUUUUUUGUAUUUAUUUACACGAGUCAAUCAGUGUGUGUGUUUAGCAAUACGUCGUAGUGAUAGACGUAUAGAUUAAGUGAUUUACCCAUUAGUAGUGCAUCUUUCUCUUGUGUUUUCGUGCGUGCGCGUGCUUUUGUGUGCGUGUGUGUGUGCAGUGUGCGAUGCCGAUCGGUAGUGCCUGAAGUGAAUCCACCGCCAAGCCGAGAUUUUUUUUUAAUCGUCACGAGUGUAAUUACUAGUACAGGACAGAAAAAAGAUAUAGAGGAUGGAGCAGUUCGAGCAACUGCUGACGUGUGCCAUCUGCUUGGAUCGCUACAGAAACCCAAAAUUGUUACCAUGCCAACACAGCUUCUGCAUGGAGCCGUGCAUGGACGGGCUGGUCGAUUACGUGCGUCGACAGGUCAAAUGUCCGGAAUGUCGCGCGGAACAUCGCAUACCCUACCAAGGCGUCCAAGCCUUCCCGACCAACGUGACGCUGCAGCGCUUCCUCGAGCUGCACAUCGAGAUCACGGGCGAGCUGCCCGAUCCCACCUCGGGCCAGAUCAUGGAGCGCUGCAGCGUCUGCUCGGAGAAGAGCUACUGCAACACCUGCGCCCACUGCGAGAAAAAGUGCUGCCCCGAGUGCAAGGACGAGCACGUCAAGAUACUGCGUAAAAACAUCGUCAGCAUAAACUCGCAGGUUCGACGAGCAUUGCACAGACUGCAGGAGACCUUGGCCCAGGUGGAAAAGAACACGGUGGCGCUGCAGACGAACGCGGCGUCGGUCAGCGAGGAGGUCGACGAGAUCUAUCGCAGGCUGAACAAGGCCCUCAAAGACCGCACCGAGGUGCUGAGGUGCGAGAUCGAUCGUUACUUGGGCCAGGAACUGAAGAGCCUGAUACACCUGAAGGAGAAUCUCGAGCAGGAGAUCGCCAACAUACAGAGCAAUUGCGACCUGGCCGAUCAGCACAUCAACGAGAACGUGCCCUGGGACGACAACGAGCUGCUGGACACCAAGGAGCUGUUUUUGAGGACCCUCGAGUUCAUCAGGAAUUUCGAGUACGAGGCCGGCGACUACACGCGCCGCAUGCGCUUCGUCAUGACGCACGAGCCGAAUCAGCUGGUGCUGCACGUAGCCGGCUACGGCGAGCUCAACAUCAAGCCCGAGGGCAAUACAUCGGCGCUGCUGGGCGGCGUCGGUGGCGGCGGUGUCGGCGGCUCGAGCAGCCUCACGGUGCCAGGCAGCGGCGGCUCGCCGGGGCUCAUGCGCAGCAAGUCCGACCAUCGGCUGGCCUCGCAGUACCGCAGCCAGCAGGACGACGACCGCUCCCAUGGCAGGAACCGCUACGUACCCGACUACGAAUACGACACCCCGGAGUACGAAGCGCCUCGGUCGCGUUCCCGCUACCGGUCGCGCUUUAUGCGCAAUCGGGAAGGCGACGACUCGGACGGCGGCGACGGCAGCGGCGGCCAGAACACGAGCACGACCUCGGGCCGCUCCGGCACGUCGGUGCGCUUUAACGCGCCCAACAGCGGUGGAGGGGAUCAUCAUCAUCAUCACUCGGCGAGGGAGCAUCGGGAGCGCGUGCUCGACACCGAGGACGCCUCGCGCGGCCCGCUCUCCGGCAUAUUCCGCUUGACCGACUCGCCCAGAGUCAUCAAGAAACUCAACGAAUGCGAGCGCGCCGGCAAGCGCAAGAAGAGCGAGCAGCAGACAACGCAGCAGCAAGCGGCUGCCGCGGCGGCGGCUAAUCAGCCCAAACAACAGAUUCAGCCGGGACAGGGACGCAACAAGAGCAGCACGCCGUUCGUCGGGCGCCAAGUGAGCGAGGACGACGAGAUAUCGCGCAUCAAGAAGCUGAACAAGAACGCGCCGGGUGAGCCGCGUCAACCCACACCAGCGGCAACAGCAGCAGCCGUCCAAGAGAGCUUGGCCGAGCAGGAGAGGCGAGCAGCGACACCGACGAGCACCAGCACGAGUCCGGCCGCCAGGCGUACGACCAGCCGGGAGCGCGACACCGAAUUGGCCGAGGAGACGAGUAGCAGCAGCAGCAGAAAGACCCCUUCGAGCCGAAAAACAUCGAGCGAGUUGCAUGGCAGUGGUACCGGCGGCGUCGCUGGCGGACGCAGCAACUCGUCCGAGUCGACGGGCAGCACCGAGAGCGCCGGCGGCGGUGGCUCGAGCAUCAGGAGCACCGGCGCGCCCUUCACCACCGAGGAAAUGAAACAAAAGUUCCUGGCGAGAUCGCCCCAGAACACGAGCAGCAGUAGCGCGACAGCCGGAUCGUUGGGCUCGAAUCGCUCGUCACCGGUGACGAGUAGCGCUGCUACCACCGCUACUACACCGAGACCGUUCCAGAGCCGAUUUCUAGGUAAUCGGACGACGACACCCACGCCGUCGACCACAACCACUCCAGAAAGCAAAACUAGCAGCAGCAGCAACGGCAGUAGCUCACUGACAUCGACACCGGCAGCGGUGUCGAAGAGCCGCAGCGAGGAGGAGGAGGACGACGACGACGAGGAGACGAGCAGCUCGUCCGAGGAGACCGAGUCCGAGAGCGAGGAGGAUUCCGAGCCAGAGGCUACGCCGGCGACUCCAACGAGAUCGUCCGUACCCUCGUCGCCACUGAGUACCAGCGGUACAGGCGGUGGUGGCUACAAACGCAACGAGUCAGCCAUGUCGCGCACCGACAUAGGGCCUCUGCUGGCCCGCAGCGCCGAGGCCAGGCGCGGCAGCAAGGAAGACUCGCCGAGCACGAGCAGCAGGUACGGCACUCCGAGGAGCAGUCCAGCCCAGACAACGACUCCGCCGGCGAGUAGUACCACGGCAUCAUCGUCAUCGGCAGCGGCAUCAACGACGACGCCCUCGUCCUCGUCCACGUCGUCGACGUCGACGCCGGGCGGCUACACCAGCAGAUUUCUGAACAAGAGCAGAUCUCAAGCGGCCUUGAACAGCAGCAACAACUCGACGGAUUCUCGCAACAAUCAACCGAGCAGCAAUCUCAGCAGCAGACACGAUCGCGAAAUCCCGGAGCCGCUGGACCUGAGCAGCAGCAGCGGCGCCAGCAACCAGCAGGACUCGAGCAUGUCGCCGAGGUCGCGCUACGCGGCGAUCAAGGAGAGGCGCCAGCGCCUGGCGAGAUCGCGCAGCAGCCACAACUUCGGUGGCGAGGACCUGGACAUAGAGGAGGACCCGCCCUCGCCGACGACCCAGUCCCCGAACGCCUAUCUGGCGGCCAAGUACGGCGUGGGCUCGGAGCUGGCGAGGUCGCGCAGCACCCAUGCGCUCAAGUCGCGGGAGGCCAGUCCAGAUCGCGAUCGUCCCGGCGCCGAGAAAGACGGCGCCGCGCUCAGCUCAUGGGCCAGAUAUCUCAAAAACAAGUACGGUAACCGCUCCUCCGCCAAAGACAAAGAACCGCCCUCGACAGCCUCGUCCAUGCCAUCGUCAAGACGCGUGGAAGAUAAAAUCAGUGCCUUAUCUAAUUUAUUGAAAGAAAAUAAGUAUCGUGUGGGCGGACGAUUGGGAGAUAAACUCAAUGGUGCAUCUAAUUCAUUGAAUGAAAACAAAUAUCACGUGGGCAGCAGCGCAAGUUCGGCCUCACGAAGACUAUCCUUAGGGCUACCUCUGAGACACAACGCAGGACAAGCCUCCUUCGAAUCUUCUGACGACGAUCAAAAAAACCCGUCAGGCUCCCCCACGUCCCCUACAGCAGCUCCCGCUAUACCCGCGGCAGCAGGUUCCUCCACUAGGGGGAAGUACCUGCUGAAGCAACGGCAGCUGUUUAAAUUUGGGAUGCGGGGGAGCGAGGCCGGAUGUUUUACGUGGCCGAGAGGUCUCGCGGUCGGCCCCGACAACUCCAUCGUCGUGGCCGACAGCUCGAACCAUCGCGUUCAAGUCUUCGACGGCAAAGGCAACUUUGUGAGGGAGUUCGGUUCGUAUGGCAGCGCGGAGGGCGAAUUCGAUUGUUUGGCCGGCGUGGCCGUGAACCGAAUCGGCCAGUUCAUCAUAGCCGACCGCUACAAUCACCGUAUACAAGUGUUCGACCCGUCGGGCCGCUUCCUGCGGGCCUUCGGCUUUCAGGGCUCGGCCGACGGCCGCUUCAAUUAUCCCUGGGGCAUCACCACCGACGCACUGGGCUUCAUUUACGUCUGCGACAAGGAGAACCAUCGGGUACAGGUGUUCCAGUCGGACGGCACGUUCGUCGGCAAGUUCGGCAGCUGCGGCUCGGGCCGCGGCCAGCUCGAGCAUCCGCACUACAUCGCGGUCAGCAGCACGAAUCGCGUCAUCGUCAGCGACAGCAACAAUCAUCGGGUGCAGAUAUUCGACGUGAACGGCCAGGUGCUCAAGGCCUUCGGCAGCGAGGGCUCGGACGAGGGACAGUUCAAGUUUCCGCGCGGCGUCGCGGUCGACGAUCAGGGCUUCAUCGUCGUGGCGGACUCGGGCAACAAUCGCGUGCAGAUCUUCACGCCCGAGGGCGCCUUCCUCAAGGCCUUCGGCAACUGGGGCUGCGGCGACGGCGAGUUCAAGGGCCUCGAGGGCGUAGCCGUCACCUCGGCCGGCAACAUCGUCGUCUGCGAUCGCGAGAAUCAUCGCGUGCAGAUAUUCUGAUGACGAUGACGAUGAUGAUGAUGAUGACGCGCGUACACACACACCUGCACAGCUUUUUUUCGUCGUUACGACAAAACUUGUUGAAUCUUUUUAUUGUAAAUUUUCUAAUCAACAACGUUAUCUUUUCUUCGCCUCAACGAGCCACGUUCAUUGCGCUCUCGUAUUCUCAGUUGUUUGUUCUCGUCGAGGCGAGCGAAAAAGAUUCGCGAAAUUUUCUAAUUGAUCAAGAUCGUUGAAUUAUUUUAAUCGGAUUGUUCUUUUUUUCUUAUCAUUACGCAACACAAAAAAAAAACUCGAUCGAUAUCCAUAUAACUCGUAAUCGAACAAAAAAGAUUUCAGGGAUUUUCACUUUCUUUAUAAAAGCUGUGGCCCGAUGUAGAAUUCUUGGCUUUUCAUCGUGAAGGAGAAUUAAAUUCGAGUGUCAAUCCGUCUGAUCUCUUGAUUAUGCUCUUAUUUAUUGGUACGAGUUGUAUGCUUGUAAAACAUAAUUAGACAAAUAGGAAAUAAAAUUUAUACACUGAGUGUCUGUCGUUCGAAUUAUAAUUUAUAAUUUAUAUCGUUGUGAAUUUUCAAAAGUAUCAAUUUACGGUAUGUGGUAUGUGCAAUUUAUAUAUUGAACAAAACAAGAAAACAGGAUAAUCAAAGUGCGCCGAGUUCACAUUACUUUAUGAACUAUAUAGUGAAAAUAAUAUAAAAGAUACGAAGAACACAUUUUUAUUUUUACUUUUGAAAAAUGACGACACACAACAUUUGUACUGUUUGUAUGCUUCGAAUAAAUCAUUAAUGAAAACAUUUUCAACUGA
Molecule: messenger RNA, 5505 nt
Organism: Trichogramma pretiosum
Lineage: Eukaryota; Metazoa; Arthropoda; Insecta; Hymenoptera; Trichogrammatidae
Gene: tn
Product: RING finger protein nhl-1
Exons: 16
Coding region: 380-4702 (1440 amino acids)
Biological process (GO): negative regulation of translation; protein polyubiquitination; proteasome-mediated ubiquitin-dependent protein catabolic process
Molecular function (GO): translation repressor activity; ubiquitin protein ligase activity; protein binding
Source: RefSeq, a predicted model, not a curated record